This is a messenger RNA of Cylicostephanus goldi, 204 nucleotides long. NCBI's taxonomy places the organism in Eukaryota, Metazoa, Nematoda, Chromadorea, Rhabditida, Strongylidae. The record is from the annotation of a GenBank genome assembly.
AUGAAAUGCCCUAACAAGAAAUGCACUUUACGCUAUGAUCGUGGCAUGUGCCGUGAUCCAUCCGAAUACUAUCAGUGGUUUUGGGAGUAUCGAGCCAAAUACCAUAAGAGGGGCCGCAGAGCGGGUUAUGAAGCCACACCUGAUGUUUUGGAGCCAAUGAAGCUUAUCAGGAAAGAGUUUGCUGAGGCGAGUUUUGUUCGAUGA